AUGGCUCCCUCCACCUCGCCAUUCGCACGGAAUCCCCCUACUGUGCAUGGCCAAGUCCAGACUCCAGGCCAAGCCCUAAGCUCGCGAACCCUGACCCUACCCCCGGAACCGUUCGUGAUCGAGCUGUUCGGCCGCUGGCUGGAGAACCCGACCACGGUGGUAAUCCGCGAGCGCUUCGGCGAGGUCGAGGAGCAGGCUUGGUCGAUUACGGCGUUUUUGCAGGAUGUCGUGCAGGCGCGGGAGCAGAUGGUGCAGGCGCUCAGCAGGGAGGACCGGGUACGGCUAAGGGAUCCGGAGGGUUCUGUGUUUAUCGCGGUCGUCGCCGAGGGCGAGUAUGCGUUUGCCGUAAUGGCGCUCACGGUCUACACCUUGGGUGCGGUGCUGGCCCCGCUGUCACCGCGCGCCCACCCCGAGGAGGUGCAGUACUUCCUCACUACAUGUGCGGCCUCGCUGCUCUGCGCUGUUCCCAGCACCGCAGCCCAUGUCUGCGCCAUCAGAGAGACCCUCCCUACACCCAUCCAAACCUUCAUCUUCACACCCACCCAAGACUACAGCGCUCCACUAACCUUCCAGAUCUCCGACACCGAAACUCCCCUCUCCACAGACAGGGGCUUCGUUCUAAUUUACACGUCCGGGACGACGGGCCCGCCCAAAGGCGUUCUGCACACCCGCGGAACUGCAACCACAGCCCUCUUCGCCCACCGGGAUAAGCCCUUCGUGGCCGGUCCUGGAGACCUGUACUUGCACCACAUGCCCGUCCACUGGGCGGGUGGGCUGUUCACCUUCUUCACGGUGCUGUUGGCGGGGUCAUGCAUCGAGUUCUGUAGCCGGGCGUUCAGUCCGGCGUGGCUACUGGCGCGGCUUGCUGACCCAGCGCUACCGCCAGCGACAGCGCUGUAUUUGCCGCCGCCGAUGCUGGAUGCCGUGGCAGAAGAAGUGGAUAUAUGGCAGGCAAAGUGGCCGGGGCGGUACGAGGGUGCGAUAAAGGGAAUUCGAGGGCUGCGGGCCUUGUCGUCCGGGGCAAUGCCAGUGAGUGUGAGACAGAGGGAGGCCUGGAGGGGGAUUUGGGGGAGGCCGUUGGGGGUGGGGUAUGGGAUGAGUGAACUGUUCGGGGUGGAGUCUGUUGGACGGAUCGCAUCUGGGAUACAGGUGAAGAUUGACGAGGAGGGUGAGGUUUGUGUCAAGUCGCCUGUUCUGUUCAGAAGGUAUAUCUCACUGGAUCCAGAUAUCAUGAACGGCGUUUUCGACGCGGAAGGCUUCUUUCGAACCGGAGAUGUUGGCAGGGUCGACGGAAAGAUCCUUUAUCUCGUAGGCCGAGCCUCUCACGAUAUUAUUCGCUUUUAUGCAUGGAAGGUGUACGCGCCAGAGGUGGAGACCGCAUUACGCCGGAUCGAUGGAAUAGCGUACGCGAUUGUGGUAGGCGUACCUGAUCCACAUUGCGGACAACGUGUGGCUGCCCUGGUGGUAUACCAUGAUUCCGAGUCUCGGAUCUGUCUUGAAAAGUUGCGGUUCCUGUUGGCUACGGAGCACGGUCUAGCAGCCUGUAAAUUGCCGACACUUCUACGAGUCGCGCCAUCGAUUGCAGAUAUACCUUCUACUGUUAUCGGCAAACCCAUGAAAGGGAAAAUCAGGGAUGGGUAUUUCAAUGAGACGGCCCUGGCAGGAAGUGAGGUGGAAGUAUGGAAUAUGGAGAAAAAUGAUGCGGGGGGUGUUGGGACCCGGCCAUUCGAUUGGGGUGGAAUUCAAAGGUGA
Messenger RNA from Penicillium macrosclerotiorum, 1752 nucleotides. RefSeq names its product class I adenylate-forming enzyme family protein. The record is from RefSeq and is a predicted model, not a curated record. Lineage: Eukaryota; Fungi; Ascomycota; Eurotiomycetes; Eurotiales; Aspergillaceae. Gene Ontology annotation, biological process: fatty acid metabolic process. The transcript is spliced from 5 exons. Gene Ontology annotation, molecular function: medium-chain fatty acid-CoA ligase activity. Bases 1 to 1752 code for a protein of 583 amino acids.